ACGCUCAUCUGAUCGAACUACGUAGAAUAAUGAAUGCACGGGAAUUGGUGUAGGAUUCCGCGGCGAUAGAAUUCACAACAAUGGCAGAAAAACAGAUGGAUGUGAUGCUGUAUGGCCUUGGGGCCAUCGGCUCAUUCUACGCCUUUGUGCUUAGCCAAUCACCCAACGUCCGCCUGACAGUGGUGGCACGGUCAAACUACGAAGCCGUCAAGGCCAAUGGCAUCACAAUCGACAGCGAAAACCACGGCAAGCACAUGGUGAAGCCGUACCAGGUUGUAAAAACACCCGCUGAUGCAAACUCCAAGUUCGACUACAUUGUCUGCACCCACAAGGCCAUCAACCAAGCCACCGUCCCACCAAUACUCUCCCCAGCCGUCGACCCAGCCCGCACCACCAUCGUCAUCAUCCAAAACGGCGUUGGCAAUGAGGAGCCCUUCCGCGCCGCGUUCCCGUCCACCACGAUCCUGUCUUGCGUGACGUGGGUCGGGGCGCGGCAGUCGGCGCCUGGCGUCAUCAUGCACAACAAAUCCGAAGACAUGCAGAUCGGGCUGUUCCCCAACGAAGCCGUCGACCGGGCAGUCGAAAAGGCCAGGCUGGAUGAGUUUGCGGCACUGUUGACGACCGGCAAGACCGUGUUCCAGGUCGUCGACAACGUGCAGGUGCAGCGCUGGGAAAAGGUGGUGUGGAACGUGGCGUGGAAUGCGGUCACGACGCUGACGGGGCUGGACACGCACGCCUGGCUCUCGUCGACCGAGGGGGCCACGCCCAUGACGACGAGGUUGAUGGGCGAGGCGGUGGAUGUGGCGAGGGCUUUGGGGGUGCCGUUGGAUAAGGAGGAGCUGGUCGAGAGGUUGAUGCGCAAGAUCCUGGGCAUGCAGACCAUCUACAGCAGCAUGUACGAGGACGCCAAGCAUGGCAGGCCGAUGGAGGUCGAGGUCAUACUGGGGUAUCCGGCCAGGAAGGCAAGGGAGCUGGGGAUUAAUGCCCCGACGCUGGAUGCCAUUUAUUGUGUUGUCGCGGCGGUGGAUUUGAGGAUUAGUAGUGCGAGGAAUUGAGUGGUGAGGCUGCUUUGACGUGGUAGACUAGCACUUGGUAUGUAAUAGAGAUAGAAUGCCAGUGUCAAGACUUCUUGUACACGAAGAGAUGCAUAUAUGACAGAUGCUAUUGGCGGAG
This is a messenger RNA of Pyricularia oryzae 70-15, 1173 nucleotides long. RefSeq names its product 2-dehydropantoate 2-reductase. The transcript has 3 exons. Gene Ontology annotation, biological process: pantothenate biosynthetic process. The record is from RefSeq and is a predicted model, not a curated record. Gene Ontology annotation, molecular function: 2-dehydropantoate 2-reductase activity. NCBI's taxonomy places the organism in Eukaryota, Fungi, Ascomycota, Sordariomycetes, Magnaporthales, Pyriculariaceae. Gene Ontology annotation, cellular component: cytoplasm. The coding region runs from base 81 to 1055 and encodes 324 amino acids.